AUGGCACCCAGAACCCAGACCAGGGCCCCCGCAGCUCCCGCCGCGCAGCCCAAGACUGCCGACGGCCGUCGCAAGUUUACCCCUCGCGCGCCCGCGACCGUCGCCGAGCGCCUGCCCAAGCUGUACCGCGCCCUUACGGACCAGGUCAACGACGGAUACUUUGACAAUGCCAAGAAGACUUGCAAGCGCAUCCUCACCCUCGACGCGGCCUCGACGUCUGCCUUCCAGACCCUCCUCUUCCUCUACCUCCACACGGACGACUACACCUCGGCCCUCGAGCUGGUCAACAACCCGCCGGCCCCGUCGCCGCCCGCCCUCGAGUUUGAGCGCGCCUACUGCCUGUACCGCCUCAAGCGCGAGCGCGAGGCCCUUGCCGAACUCGAGAAGAUCGCCUCGCGCGACAGGCAGGAGAAGCACCUCGAGGCCCAGGUCCGCUACCGCCUCGGCGAGUACGACGCCGCCCAGGCCGUGUACAACGAGCUGCUCGCUUCCGCUCCUCCCUCGUCGUCCGAGGCCGAGGACAUCCGCACCAACAUGGCCGCGACGGCCGCGCACAUCUCGUUCAUCACGCGCAACUAUACCGCGCACCUGACUGCCCCCGUGGUCGACAACGGGCCCCUCAGCGCCGGCAUCAAGGCGUACACGCCGCAGCAGGGCGAGGUGGAGAGCUACAUCCCCACCGUCCCCACCGGAUGGGCGCGCGCCCUCGCCGCCGCCGACAAUGGCGGCAAGGUGUCCACUGCCGCCGCGGCGUCGAGUUCCAAGAAGCCCGCAGCUUUUGCCGGCGCCGCCGCCGCCGCCGAGAAGAAGCGCGACAAGCCGCGCCACGCCCUGCCCAAGGGCGCGGUGCUCGGCAAGCCGUUCACCCAGGACCCCGACCGCUGGCUCCCCCUCCGCCAGCGCGCGAGCUACCUCGCCCCCACGGCUGGCAAGGGCGGCAAGAAGAAGGAGCUCACGGGUCUCGGCACGCAGGGCUCCACGAGCGGUGGUGGUGGCGGCGGCGGCGCAGGCGGUGGUGGUAACAAGAAGAAGGGGAAGAAAAAGUAG
Molecule: messenger RNA, 1047 nt
Organism: Apiotrichum porosum
Lineage: Eukaryota; Fungi; Basidiomycota; Tremellomycetes; Trichosporonales; Trichosporonaceae
Exons: 5
Coding region: 1-1047 (348 amino acids)
Biological process (GO): SRP-dependent cotranslational protein targeting to membrane
Cellular component (GO): signal recognition particle, endoplasmic reticulum targeting
Molecular function (GO): protein binding; ribosome binding; 7S RNA binding
Source: RefSeq, a predicted model, not a curated record